Molecule: messenger RNA, 1563 nt
Organism: Neofelis nebulosa (Clouded leopard)
Lineage: Eukaryota; Metazoa; Chordata; Mammalia; Carnivora; Felidae
Gene: CREB3
Product: cAMP responsive element binding protein 3
Exons: 9
Coding region: 216-1277 (353 amino acids)
Biological process (GO): regulation of transcription by RNA polymerase II
Cellular component (GO): nucleus
Molecular function (GO): RNA polymerase II cis-regulatory region sequence-specific DNA binding; DNA-binding transcription factor activity, RNA polymerase II-specific
Source: RefSeq, a predicted model, not a curated record
GGACGUGGUGCGCAGCUUCUAUGCCAUUUCCGCGUCAAAGGAAACUCCAAAUCCCGAAUGCCUCAGGGGUAGGCACGUCACUUCCGUUGUGUUGGAAGUUGCGGAGAAUCGAGUCUUGGGGGCUGGUGUGGUUUGACAGCGACGGGUCCGGAGUUGUGGACAGGUGGAGGGGUGAGCUUUUGUGUUUUUGUCCAUCCUUCCCGUAGAUAUCCGGUAUGGAGCUGGCAUUGGACUUGGGUGACCAGGAGCUGCUGGACUUCCUGCUAGAAGAAAGCGGAGAUUUGGGGGCAGAGCAGCCGCUUUCCGAGACACUGAAUGAAUGGGAGGUAGAGGAUUUCCUGAUCUCCCUGCUGAGUCCCCCAACGUCGUUGAACGUUUUCAGCUCCUCUGAUUCCUGUCUUGUCCACCAUGAUCACACCUACUCUCUCCCACAGCAACAUGUCUCUAUAGAUGUAGAUGGUGGGAAGUAUGGAAAAGAGGGGGCCCAGACGACUCCACUCCAUGUGGAGGAGCCGGCGGAACAGGGGAUUGCUAGGCUGAUACUGACAGAUGAGGAGAAGAGGCUGUUGGAGAAGGAGGGGCUUACUCUGCCUGGGACACUUCCUCUUACUAAGAUGGAGGAACAAAUUUUGACACGAGUGCGGAGGAAGAUUAGAAACAAAAAGUCUGCUCAAGAGAGCCGCAGGAAGAAGCGGCUGUAUAUGGGAGGCUUAGAAAGCAGAGUCUUGAAAUAUACAGCCCAGAAUCUGGAGCUACAGAACAAAGUACAGCUCCUGGAGGAACAGAAUUCGUCCCUUCUGGACCAGCUGAAGAGACUCCAGGCCAUGGUGAUUCAGAUAUCCAACAAAACCAGCAGCAGCAGCACCUGUGUCUUGGUCCUACUUUUUUCCUUCUGUCUCCUCGUCCUACCUGCUAUGUACUCCUCUGACACAAGGGGGAGCCUGCCAGCUGAGCAUGGAGUGUUGUCCCGCCAGCUUCGUGCCCUCUCCAGCGAGGACCCUCACCAGCUGGAGCUGCCUGCCCUGCAGUCAGAGGUACCAAAGGACAGCUCAGACCAGGAGCUCCAGGCUCUCGGCAACUCUUGCUGUCUGCUGAGACAGAUGCCUCAGGCUCCCGGUGCCGAGUCUGCCUUGACAUUGCCACUUCCUGUCCCCUCCCCAAAGUCCCCCUGCUCAGGUCCAGUCCUUUCCCUGCCCGCAAACUUCACAAGAGAAGGGGGAUGGCUCCCUACUCACAGCCCUACAUCUGUUAUCUUACAGGGCAGAUAUUCAGGCUAGAUGUGAGGAUAUGGGGGGGGGGGGGGGGGGGAGCUAAGCCAGAGCCCAGAGUUCCUAGUCUGUGUCCAAAUGAAAGGAAUGGGAGAGGGCUAGCCUGAGCCCCCGUGUCCUGUCAGGAAGCCUGGGAGUUCAAACACAUCACACGUCACUGGUUUUCUGGGUCUUUUAUUUGUACCCAUGUAUGUCUGCCACCCCAUGAAUGGGCCUGGGGGAGUCAACUAACCUCCUCAAUCAUUUCAUGCAGUGAGGGGAUUGGGUGAGGGAAGAAAUAAAUAAGUGAUUCUGA